Caenorhabditis remanei is the source of this 2430-nucleotide messenger RNA. RefSeq lists its product as uncharacterized. NCBI's taxonomy places the organism in Eukaryota, Metazoa, Nematoda, Chromadorea, Rhabditida, Rhabditidae. Gene Ontology annotation, molecular function: ATP hydrolysis activity; ATP binding; polyubiquitin modification-dependent protein binding. The record is from RefSeq and is a predicted model, not a curated record. Gene Ontology annotation, biological process: mitotic spindle disassembly; retrograde protein transport, ER to cytosol; autophagosome maturation. Gene Ontology annotation, cellular component: VCP-NPL4-UFD1 AAA ATPase complex; cytosol; nucleus. Bases 1 to 2430 code for a protein of 809 amino acids. The transcript is spliced from 5 exons.
AUGGCCUCUGUCCCCACGCAUCAAAGCGAAAAGGAGAAGAAAAAUGAUGAACUCUCUACAGCCAUCUUGAAGGAUAAGGCAAAGCCGAAUCGCUUGAUUGUGGACCAGUCAGAACAAGACGAUAACUCCGUCGUAUCUGUUUCCCAAGCCAAGAUGGAUGAACUCGGCCUCUUCAGAGGAGACGCUGUAAUUCUCAAGGGAAAAAAGCGGAAGGAGUCAGUUGCAAUCAUCGUAUCCGACGAGUCUUGCCCUAACGAAAAGGUUCGCAUGAACCGAGUUGUUCGCAACAAUCUCCGUAUUCGCCUCGGAGAUGUUGUCAGUAUUACUCCAGCUCCAAACCUCAGCUAUGGAACUAGGAUUCAUGUUCUCCCCAUUGACGAUACCAUUGAAGGACUCACAGGAAACCUUUUUGAUGUUUUCCUCAAGCCUUAUUUCCUCGAAGCUUACCGUCCUCUACAUAAAGGAGAUAUAUUCACAGUUCAAGCUGCCAUGAGAACAGUCGAGUUUAAAGUUGUUGAAACAGAACCGGCUCCGGCUUGUAUUGUUUCCCCUGAUACAAUGAUUCAUUAUGAAGGAGACCCGAUUAAGAGAGAAGAAGAGGAAGAAAGCAUGAAUGAUAUUGGUUACGAUGAUUUGGGAGGAGUUCGUAAGCAGUUGGCUCAAAUCAAGGAAAUGGUAGAGUUACCGCUUCGCCAUCCUCAGCUCUUCAAGGCGAUUGGUAUCAAACCACCACGCGGAAUCCUUCUUUUUGGACCACCGGGAACAGGAAAAACGCUCAUUGCCCGUGCUGUAGCCAAUGAGACAGGAUCAUUCUUCUUCCUGAUUAAUGGUCCAGAAGUCAUGUCAAAAAUGUCUGGAGAGUCUGAGUCUAAUCUUCGCAAGGCAUUUGAGGAAUGUGAGAAAAAUCAACCUGCAAUUCUUUUCAUUGAUGAGAUUGACGCCAUUGCUCCAAAACGUGAGAAGACAAAUGGUGAGGUGGAGCGUCGUAUUGUUUCACAACUUCUUACUCUUAUGGACGGAGUUAAGGGUCGUUCCAAUCUUGUUGUCAUUGCUGCUACCAAUCGACCAAACUCCAUCGACGGUGCUCUUCGCCGUUUCGGACGAUUUGAUCGAGAAAUUGAUAUCGGCAUCCCUGAUGCUGUUGGACGCCUGGAGAUUCUCCGUAUUCAUACCAAGAACAUGAAACUUGCUGAGGACGUCGAUCUUGAACAAAUCGCAAACGAAUGUCAUGGAUUUGUCGGAGCUGAUUUGGCCUCAUUAUGCUCAGAAGCUGCUCUUCAACAAAUUCGUGAAAAGAUGGAGCUCAUCGAUCUUGAAGAUGAUCAGAUUGAUGCUGAAGUUCUUAAUUCUCUUGCUGUCACAAUGGAAAAUUUCCGCUUUGCACAAGGAAAAUCGUCCCCAUCUGCUUUACGCGAGGCCGUCGUUGAGACUCCUAACACUACUUGGGCUGACAUUGGUGGUCUUCAAAAUGUGAAGCGCGAGCUUCAGGAGUUGGUUCAAUAUCCUGUUGAGCAUCCUGAAAAGUAUCUCAAAUUCGGAAUGCAACCAUCGAGAGGUGUUCUUUUCUAUGGUCCACCGGGAUGUGGUAAAACAUUGCUCGCUAAGGCAAUCGCCAACGAGUGCCAAGCCAAUUUCAUCUCCAUUAAGGGACCGGAGUUACUUACCAUGUGGUUCGGAGAGUCCGAAGCCAAUGUUCGAGAUGUGUUUGACAAAGCUCGCGCUGCUGCUCCGUGCGUGCUUUUCUUCGACGAGUUGGAUUCAAUUGCUAAAUCCAGAGGGGGUGGAGCUGGAGGCGAUGCUGGUGGCGCUUCAGAUCGUGUCAUCAAUCAAGUUCUCACAGAGAUGGAUGGAAUGAACGCGAAGAAGAACGUUUUCAUUAUUGGUGCUACCAACAGACCUGAUAUCAUCGAUCCAGCUGUUCUUCGUCCAGGUCGUCUGGAUCAGUUGAUUUAUAUUCCGCUGCCAGAUGAAGCAUCUCGUCUUCAAAUUCUCAAGGCAUCUCUCCGUAAAACUCCACUUUCAAAGGACCUCGACUUGACAUUCUUGGCCAAGAACACUGUUGGAUUCUCAGGAGCUGACUUGACAGAAAUUUGUCAGCGUGCCUGCAAGUUGGCUAUUCGCGAGUCAAUUGAGAAAGAAAUUCGAAUCGAAAAAGACCGCCAAGAUCGUCGUGCUCGUGGCGAGGAGCUCAUGGAGGAUGACACUGCUGAUCCAGUUCCAGAGAUAACUCGUGCUCAUUUCGAGGAGGCUAUGAAGUUCGCAAGACGUUCAGUGACUGACAACGAUAUAAGAAAAUACGAAAUGUUCGCUCAAACGCUCCAACAGUCUCGUGGUUUUGGAAACAACUUCAAGUUCCCAGGAGAACAGCGUGGUAGUGAUGCUCCAGCAGCUGCAGCGCCAUCUCAGGACGAUGAUGACCUGUACAAUUGA